UUAAAAAUAUAACCAAACUUUUUUGGAAAUGGAAUUCUAAAUUUUUGUAGAGCAUUUCAAAUGUCUCAAAUCUCGAAACCUGUACUUAGUUUAAAACAGUUUAUAUUAAAACAGGAGGUUAAGAAUCUGUACAGAAAUAUACUGAGAUCCAUUAGGAAAAUUCCGGAUGGAAAUCACCGUAAAGAGUUAAUAGAAUGGGCCCGGAGAGACUUUAGAGUAAAUGCCCAUUAUACAGAUGAAAUUACUAUAAAGAUGUAUAUACGAUACGGAGAAAGGUGUUUGAGAGAAUUAGAAACCAGUCUUAAUUUAGCAAAAUAAUUUAUUGUGUGUUAAUAAAUUAGUGUAGGGAUAUAAAUGGUUACAUUUUUGAGAGACAGUAACUGACAGUGCCGCCAAUACAACAAUUCUUCCACUGAACAGUGCUACCAACAGUUCUCUCUAAUUUCG
Anoplophora glabripennis (Asian longhorned beetle) is the source of this 447-nucleotide messenger RNA. Its product is annotated as LYR motif-containing protein 2. The coding region runs from base 61 to 318 and encodes 85 amino acids. Gene Ontology annotation, cellular component: mitochondrion. The record is from RefSeq and is a predicted model, not a curated record. NCBI's taxonomy places the organism in Eukaryota, Metazoa, Arthropoda, Insecta, Coleoptera, Cerambycidae. The transcript is spliced from 3 exons.